Messenger RNA from Dipodomys ordii (Ord's kangaroo rat), 3208 nucleotides. RefSeq names its product AlkB family member 5, RNA demethylase (gene Alkbh5). Gene Ontology annotation, biological process: mRNA processing; mRNA export from nucleus. Gene Ontology annotation, cellular component: nucleus. The coding region runs from base 730 to 1758 and encodes 342 amino acids. Gene Ontology annotation, molecular function: oxidative RNA demethylase activity. The transcript has 3 exons. Lineage: Eukaryota; Metazoa; Chordata; Mammalia; Rodentia; Heteromyidae. The record is from RefSeq and is a predicted model, not a curated record.
CCUAGGUUGUGGCGGUUCCCCGGUGAUUGCGCGCUGGGGGCUGAAGCGUCUACGGUUUUCGGACGAGGCCAUGACGGGGCUUAGCAACACCGUUGACAGCGUGAUCGCACCCCAGCAGAGGGAGCCCUUCGGUCUCAGACGCGGCGCGGCGUAGGAGGCAGGUCGCUGUUUGAGAGAGCUCCCUCGAAACCCUUCAGCGGGUGGGGGGAGGGGCGGCAGUCGACGCGCGAACCCCGUGUGCGCUUGCGCCGGCACCUCUGCCGACCCAGUCCACACGCUCGCGCAUGCCCAUAGCGCUCGGAGCCGCGGUGGCCGUCAGUACUGCGCGUGCGCGCCUAAAAGCCCGCUGAGGAGCGGCGCUGGCGGACGUCGGGCGGGCGGGCGGCCCGUGACGUCGUGAGGAGCGCUUUAAAGUGCGGGCCGGGCGUCUGAGGGUCUGACUAGGAGUCGGGUCGUACCUCUGCCGCCACCCUCCGCGGUAUGAGGCGCGGUCGGCGCCCCUGCCACCGGGGACGUGGAGAAGGUGGAGGAGGAGGAAGUCCCGUUGUCUGUACCGUUGCAUGACCCGCCGCCGCUGAGGCCCGACCCCUCGAAACCUCCCUCCGGAUUCUCGGGCUACGCAUGGGGGCCCGGCACUGAGGACCCCCUUCCCUCUGGGGGCUCCGGGCCCGUCUCCCAAGAGCCAUGCCCGCCCGCCCUGGAGGACCCUAGAGCAACGUCGCGGGGGCCAUGGCGGCAGCCAGCGGCUACACGGACCUGCGUGAGAAGCUCAAGUCCAUGACGUCCCGGGACAACUACAAAGCCGGUAGUCGGGAGGCCGCGGCAGCCGCCGCCGCCGCUGUGGCCGCCGCCGCCGCCGCCGCUGCCGCCGCCGAGCCCUACCCGGUGUCCGGGACCAAGCGCAAGUACCAGGAUGAUUCGGACCCGGAGCGCAGCGACUACGAGGAGCAGCAGCUGCAGAAGGAGGAGGAGGCGCGCAAGGUGAAGAGCGGCAUCCGCCAGAUGCGCCUCUUCAGCCAGGACGAGUGCGCCAAGAUCGAGGCCCGCAUCGACGAAGUGGUGUCCCGCGCCGAGAAGGGCCUGUACAACGAGCACACGGUGGACCGGGCCCCGCUGCGCAACAAGUACUUCUUCGGUGAGGGUUACACGUACGGCGCCCAGCUGCAGAAGCGCGGACCGGGCCAGGAACGCCUCUACCCGCCCGGCGACGUGGACGAGAUUCCCGAGUGGGUGCACCAGCUGGUGAUCCAGAAACUGGUGGAGCACCGCGUCAUCCCCGAGGGCUUUGUCAACAGCGCCGUCAUCAACGACUACCAGCCCGGCGGCUGCAUCGUAUCUCACGUGGACCCCAUCCACAUCUUCGAGCGCCCCAUCGUUUCUGUGUCCUUCUUUAGCGACUCCGCGCUGUGCUUCGGAUGCAAGUUCCAGUUCAAGCCAAUCCGGGUAUCCGAACCCGUGCUUUCCCUGCCGGUGCGCAGGGGGAGCGUGACUGUGCUCAGUGGAUAUGCUGCUGAUGAAAUCACUCACUGCAUUCGGCCUCAGGACAUCAAGGAACGCCGAGCAGUCAUCAUCCUCAGGAAGCCUCGGAUCCUGGAGAUGGACAAGGAAGAGAACCGCCGCUCAGUGCUGCUGCCCACACACCGGCGGAGGGGUAGCUUCAGCUCUGAGAAUUACUGGCGCAAGUCUUAUGAGUCCUCAGAGGACUGUUCCCAGGUGGCAGGAAGUCCUGCCCGCAAGGUGAAGAUGCGGAGGCACUGAGGCCUGCCCCACCCUCCUGGAACUCUGGUUAAUCCUCAUGUAGCUGCCCCUUUUUCUGUUUUGUUUUGAGGGUUUUUUUUUUUUGUGGGUUUUUUUCCCCCUAUAUAUUUUUUUCUUUGGUUUGUUGCCCAUUAAGGCUGAAGAACAGAAUUGGCCAAGAUCUGGGUUCUUCUGUUUUGGCUUUCCUCCUGGAUAGAAAGGCUGUUGGUGUCUGUAAGGGACAGAGCUCAUGCUGGAAUAGACAGUAGAGGUAUGAGGGAUAGCUGUGUUGGACUGGCUUUAUUUAAAAGGAACAAAAUGUUUUGGUUAAGGAAUUUUUGUUUUUGCUUUAAAUGUAAACUUCUUUGUUCUAAACAAGUUCAGCCUCCUGCCCACCCUUCCUCCACUAAUGUUCAUGCUUGGUCCAGUUUUAUUGGAGCCCUGUAGGCUCUGUUGUGGGGCCUACUAACCCCCCACCUCUCACCUGCUCUCCAGGCUCUGGAAGCUCAUGCAAACACCCUUGUCCUCCUGUUCUUUGGGUUGGUUGGGUGGGGGUACUUAGUGCCAGUCCUUGACACCCCAAAGCAAUUGCUGAGCGUCCUGGGCUUCCUCCAUGCCCUCUGGCCUGCUCUGCCCACCAUUCCUCCUUGCCAAGAGCAUGCCUCUUUGCUGGAUUGCCUUUUAGGCAUAUGCAUUUGAUUGUAUGGAACAGGUAGACUUGCCAUGUUGGAUCAGUUUUAGGAAUUGUUUCUAGCUAGGACUGGUGUCCUUCCAAGUCUAGCAUUUGGAAUAUGGGAAAUUGUUGUGGUGUGUGGUAGGAUUUUUUUUCUUCUGUUUUGGGGGGUUUUGUCUCCUCCUCCCUCUUAGCUUUCUCUUCCUUUUUUUUCUUCUUCAUUGGCCAGUUUGGGCCUCCUCCUCAUGUCAUCCUUCUAGGAGGGUGCCUGCCCCUAUUUCCUCCUGCAGCUUGCAUCCAAGGCCAGAACUCAGGCCUGCAGACUGGGUUGGUGCCUUCUCUGCCUCAGGGGUGUAGGAACUGGGGAAGGGGCUUCUAAAAAAUAAGUCUUCAGCAGUUUUUACCCACUCAGAUCCUGGAAGGCUGCAAGAUUUUGCUGAUCUAAAAUUCAUUAGGAAUGACUUCUUGCCAGUCAGGCCAGGACCUGAGCUUGCCAAAAGCAAAAGCCCUCCUGGCAACCGGGCCACCACCACUCCAGGAGGUUUUGUGUACAGAGACCUGGACCUGAAGCCUCAGAAGCUGCAGAAAUCUGGGGCACCACCAUCAAGAAGCCUCUCUCAGGGGCCAGAACUCCUUUGCCAGCGUGGAUUCCUCAAGUUGGGACUGCAUAACUAAAGCAGUUGCAGUUUUAUUUUUUUUACAGCUUUUUUCCCAAAAAAUGAUUUGUAGUUGUGUGUGCAGCACUUUGCCCUGAUAUGUGUGCUCUACAAUAAAAACCAAAUCUAAUAUAUUUUGAAA